AUGUCAAUCCCAGACGACACCUCCACCAAUGCCGCCCCCCCAACAUCACCCAAACGCGCCGCACAAGACGACCUAGCAACCGAACCCGAGUCUCAACCCCCAGCCACGAAACGGUCCCGCGCCACGAGCCCCUCGCAAGACGACGACGACGACGACGAUAGCGAGGCAAAGACGAGAGCUACGACGGCGGCGAUGGCGAAUGCGUCCCUGACGGCGGGCGAGGGCGAGGGCGAGCGGGACGUUAGUGACGUUGCAGCGGCGGCACAAACGACACAGAUACAGACACAACCAGCGGCAGAAGCAGCAGCACACGAAACGCCAGAGACGACAACGACACAGCCUCCCCCGUCUGCGCCAAAGACCAAGAUGUGUGGAGUGUGUCACGAAAAAGAGGGAAAGUACAAGUGCACGCGCUGCGCAUUACCAUUCUGCUCCGUCCCGUGUAACAAGACGCACCGCGAGAACCACCCGCCCGAUCCCGAACCGGCGCCGAAACCUGCCUCAGCCGCCGUCGAGCCCCCUGCGCCGAGCAGCGCCGCCGCCGCCGCCCGGGACCCAAGAAACCCAUUUAGCGUCCUCGACGACUCGGACCAGCUCCGGUACCUCUUCCGACGGUACCCGACGCUACAGACGCAACUCCUCGAAAUCUUCGCCGCCACGGAGCCGCCGCCGGAGUUGCAGUCCACGGGGAGCAGCCUCAACGACAUGAUGAAGGCGCGGGCGUUGGCGGCCGCGAACCCGAAAAAGGAGCAGUGGACGCACGACGUCGGGAUCCGCAAGGGGAAGGAGGCGCUGCGGAGGGCCAGGGCCGCAGACGGUGAGGACGGUGAGGGCGUCAGGGAGUACGUCGAGCUCAUCAAUCACCUCAUGUCGCAGGCGAGCGCGGCGGCCGAGGCUGAGGAGGUAAUUAGGAAACAGGCGGCCGAGAAGGAUGCCGAGCUGAUUAGGCGCCUCAUGACGGAGGACCGCGGGUGA
Molecule: messenger RNA, 975 nt
Organism: Colletotrichum fioriniae
Lineage: Eukaryota; Fungi; Ascomycota; Sordariomycetes; Glomerellales; Glomerellaceae
Source: RefSeq, a predicted model, not a curated record